GGAGAGAUAUCCACUGCACUGAAGCUUCCUCUGUUGCCAGAGAGCCUCCCAUGUGGCACCAGGGCUUCUUCUUAUGGCAGUGCAAGCAUCCUACUGGUGCUAAAAGGUCACUAAGACUGGAUGAUGAAUUAGACGGAAAUUCACUUCAGCCUUCAAAAAUCACAAGGGAGAAAAAAAGCAUUACAGUGUAUUCUCCAACAACUGGGACUUGUCAGAUGAGUCCAUUUACUUCUCCCACAAAUACUCCAGAACAGAAGCACAAGAAUGGAUCAUCAAAUGAUAGAGGCAGAGAGAAACCGAGAGGGGGACAGAGAAAGAACGAGAGAAACCUGUAGCACCAUUUCACUGCUCACAAAGCUUCCCCCUACAGGAAAAGACUGGGAAUUUGAACUCAGGACCUUGUGCACUGUGAUAUUCAUGCUGUUACUAUCUAAAGUUGAGAAAUCAUCAGAAGAAAUCAUGGAAAUAACACAAGCUUUAAAUAGUAUACAGGCUUUGGAGGGCAGUAGAGAGCUUGAAAACCUCAUUGGCUUCAUCCGUGCACCGCGUUUCUUAAAAAGAGACAUGCAGAAAACAAAGGAGCUAAUGACAAAAGCAACAGAACAAAAAUUGUUUGAGAAGAAGAGUUCAGAGCAGUCAAACAAAGAUUUACGACGGCUUGGCAGCUAUGAAUUCCUGAAAGCCAUCUUACCCUAAGGCAUUUAGAAGAAAUGCACUCACUCUGAGCACCAACUUCUGCAUCUGCCUGGUCAUAUUUAAAGGAAACGAAGAAAUGUUUGUGAUUCAUCUGCCAGCGAAUACCAGAUCGUAGCAGUAGGCAGGUGCUUGUCUAGAUACAAUUUCUUGCAGCUAAUUUAAACUUUCUACACACACCAGUAGGUAAUCUCAAUAUAAAUAAUGUGUUUCUUCUCGACCUUUUAAUGGAAGCUGAUAUGCAGAAAAGGAUCUUGACUUAUAUUGUAUAUCAUGUGUGUGUUUGCACUUGUGAACAGAUCCACUAAUAAAGCAUUUAUGAGAUGACA
Messenger RNA from Erinaceus europaeus (western European hedgehog), 1022 nucleotides. It is a transcript of the gene ITGB3BP, whose product is annotated as integrin subunit beta 3 binding protein. Bases 265 to 696 code for a protein of 143 amino acids. The transcript has 9 exons. Gene Ontology annotation, cellular component: nucleoplasm. The record is from RefSeq and is a predicted model, not a curated record. Gene Ontology annotation, biological process: CENP-A containing chromatin assembly; regulation of DNA-templated transcription. Lineage: Eukaryota; Metazoa; Chordata; Mammalia; Eulipotyphla; Erinaceidae.